CUCUCUCUGUCUCAGCAGUCGGGUGCAUGGAUUAACGGACUGAGUGAAGCCAGAGCCAGAGCCAGCCAACCACAGCGUCCAUUUUCCUCACUAAACAGCGGGAACCAGUCCGUUGGGUUCGAAUUCACACGACGGGCACUUAUCCCAUCCCCAUCUAAGUCCCUUUCAAAUUCUCGAUGCAAUUCUUUCAAAAGGCCCCUAAAAAUUCAAAGAAGACGUCAGGCUCUACCAGCGGCGACGAGGCCCUCUCUCAAUCUCAAUCCCAAUCCCACACCCACUCGCAUCGAUCACGCUCGCCUCACAAGGACAAGGCAGAGCAAGGAUCCCCUCGAAACAGCCGGUCCUCCCAAAAACCUGGUCCCAAUAAUAAUAACUCCCCACGUCACCCCCUUCGACCCAAAAACCACCCACCCCCUCAACCUUCCUCCCGACCAGCUUCGCAGGUUCUCUGCACUGUCCGCCAUGUCAGACCCAGAUCGCAUGGACAUUGACAGCGAGGCCCCAGCCGGGUCACCAGCCGGGGCUCCCGUCUCUCCCCCACCUCAAGCUCAACCUCAACCUCAAGCAAAAGCUCCAAGCUCUGUCGAUACGCCAAAGACAAACAAUGUAAACGGCAGUGCGAAGGAAGAAGGCCCCGCCCCUCCCCCUCACAAGUCAAACCCCUCCAGUCCUGUAACCCCAGCUGCUCCAACACCAGAGGAGGCCGAAGCAUUCAAGAAUGCGGGCAACAAGCAUUACAAGGCGAAGGAGUACAAGAAAGCCAUUGAGGAAUACACCAAAGCCGUCGAAGCACAACCCUCAUCGGCAACUUAUCUCAACAACCGUGCCGCCGCAUAUAUUUCAGCAGGCCAAUAUGCCAAUGCUCUAGAAGAUGCCACGCGUGCAGAUGAACUCGACCCCAAUAACCCCAAGAUCCUCCUCCGGUUAGCACGCAUAUACACCAGCUUAGGCCGGCCCCAGGAUGCUCUCAACACAUAUGCACGAAUCCAGCCUCCUCCUUCUGCAAAGGAUACCGCUUCUGCCAAGGCAAUGAUUUCACAUAUUGAUGUUGCAGAAGAUGCAUUGAAGAACGGGACAACUGGUUCUAUGGCCUUGCAUGCUCUUGACCAGGCUGAAAAAUUACUUGGAAUUGGUGCUCCUAAGCCUAGGAAAUGGCAACUCAUGAGAGGAGAGGCGUACUUGAAGAUGGGGAAUGUGAAUGCGUUGGGUGAUGCUCAGAAUAUUGCCAUGUCCUUACUACGAAGUAACAACAAGGAUCCCGAGGCAUUGGUCUUACGAGGCCGAGCACUCUACGCUCAAGGAGAAAACGAAAAAGCCAUCCAACAUUUCCGCCAAGCCCUGAACUGCGACCCCGAUUACCGAGACGCAGUCAAGUAUCUUCGAAUGGUGCAAAAAUUGGAUCGUAUGAAGGCUGACGGGAAUGCUAACUACAAAGCUGGGCGUUGGAUAUCAGCAGUAGACAAAUACACCGAAGCACUGGAAGUCGACCCCAUAAACCGUGGCACGAAUUCCAAGCUCCUGCAAAACCGCGCCUUGUGCCGUAUCCAACUCAAAGAUUACAAAGGCGCCAUUGCAGACUGCGAGCAAGCCCUGAAGCUCGAGCCCUCCUACACCAAAGCCAAGAAAACCAAAGCCAACGCACUCGGUCAAUCAGGUGACUGGGAAUCCGCAGUCCGCGAGCUUAAGGAAUUGCAAGAACAAGACCCACAAGAUGCAAGUAUCGCCAAGGAAGUGCGCAAGGCUGAGCUAGAGCUUAAGAAGAGCAAGCGGAAGGACUACUAUAAGAUUCUUGGGGUGGAGAAGGAUGCGGAUGAUAACCAGAUCAAGAAGGCGUAUCGCAAGGCAGCUAUCAUACAUCAUCCAGAUAAGAAUCCUGAUGAUGAGGAUGCGGCAAACCGAUUUAAGGAUAUUGGGGAGGCGUAUGAGACGCUGAGUGAUUCUGAGAAACGAGCACGCUAUGACAGUGGCGAAGACUUAAUAGAUCCGAGCGAAGGUUUCGGAGGCGGCGGCAUGGGUGGCGGUGGGAUGAACAUCGACCCGGAGAUCCUAAUGCAAAUGUUCGGCGCACAGAUGGGAGGAGGAGGCAGCGGAAUGAAUGGUGGACGUGGCGGUGGAGGAGGAUUCCACAGUUUUGGCGGGGGGAUGCCCGGUGGUGGUGGAGGACGCAGAGGGGCUCCUCAGGGGUUCCCCAGUGGCUUCUCUUUCCAAUGA
Molecule: messenger RNA, 2211 nt
Organism: Lachnellula hyalina
Lineage: Eukaryota; Fungi; Ascomycota; Leotiomycetes; Helotiales; Lachnaceae
Product: DnaJ subfamily C member 7-like protein
Exons: 4
Molecular function (GO): protein binding
Source: RefSeq, a predicted model, not a curated record